AUGUCAGUUGCUUUGAUGAUAAAGAAGAAGCUGCUACCCCGUGCCCGUAGAUACACUUUGACCGACUCCAGACCGACUGAUUAUGCAACCACGCUCGGUAUGACCAUAUUGGCCGUCGGAUUGCCUCAUCAUGCGUGUGGUUUCGGGGUGGGUCCGCAACCUGGUCUGCCCUUUGACCCGACUAAC
Messenger RNA from Protopolystoma xenopodis, 186 nucleotides. NCBI's taxonomy places the organism in Eukaryota, Metazoa, Platyhelminthes, Monogenea, Polystomatidea, Polystomatidae. The record is from the annotation of a GenBank genome assembly.